This is a messenger RNA of Drosophila obscura, 1431 nucleotides long. RefSeq lists its product as uncharacterized. The transcript is spliced from 5 exons. The coding region runs from base 301 to 1053 and encodes 250 amino acids. The record is from RefSeq and is a predicted model, not a curated record. NCBI's taxonomy places the organism in Eukaryota, Metazoa, Arthropoda, Insecta, Diptera, Drosophilidae.
CGUCAGUUCAAGUUGAGCGCUCGAGUUGGCCGGUUGUCAGAGACGCGUGUUACCAAAAAGAUACCCCCAAGGCGGCAGUAGCAAGGCUUACACCACUCAGAGUCUGAGUUUUGUGUUGUUUCGUUUCUUUCUGGCAGAACGAUACGAUUCUGUGUAGUUUCCCAUCGUACGUGAAGUGUUUGUGUGCAAAGCCAAUCCAAUAAAGUCGCAAAGAGACCGAGUCACAAGUGCCCCCAAAAGUACAGCCAAUAAACCAACAACAACCAACACAUACACCCAACAACAACACACAGCUACAAAAUGGAAUACCGGUGCUUUAGUAGAAGUUCUGUCAAACACCUAACGGCACUCUGCGUCAUCAGUAUUGCACUCACAUGCGCCAAUGCGGCGUUAUGGCCCAGCUACAGCAGCAGCGACGAUGCGCCUGCAAGCAGAUGCGCCGGAGGGCGUGGACUGAAAUAUCUAUCCGGCGAUGCGCUCACGGAUUCGCUAGACUGUUUGGGACCCAACAAUGCGCCAUACCCCAGUGCGGCCGUUGCGCGCACAUUCUCCAACUGGAACGGAAAUUCGCGUCGUGGACGCCAGAGCAAAUUGCCCGCCACUCUGGAUCCCGCAGUGACCACGAGUGCACUUUUGAGGGCCUACGAUGAGGUAAACAAUGAGGCUAUCGGAAGCAAUCGUUAUGGUCGUUCCCUGAAGAAUGCCUCGCCGGCGCAUCAGUGCAAGAGCGAUACACCGGCGCGACUGUGCAAGACGCGCUACAACACCACGGCACCCAUGUAUGGCGUCAGUUUGACUUCUGGCCAGCCGGUCACCAUAGUUCAGAAGUUCCCCGAUCUCCUGCAACAAGUCGUCUUCGAAGUGUGCGAAUCCUCUGAAUGUGAUGUGGUUCGCGGCGAGUGUACGCAAACCUAUGUGCCCUACCUGUUCCUGGUCAUUCCCCUGGGCCCAGUGACGCUAACCGGCCAGGACUAUGUGCUCGUGGAGAGCGGAUGCGUCUGCAAGCCGAAGUACUCGACGGGCGCCGCCCAGGAGCCAAACAUGAUACCGUAGGUCUUGGCGAGUACUGGCAGUACUACCCACCCACUAGGAACACAAACAGCAACCAAAAGAACUGAGCGAGUUUUGGGUCGAAGCUGAGCAGCGGCUGGCUGGCUAAAUUAAUAUGUACUUAAACGAGGAAUUAUUUUUUGUAGCGAAAUCAAUUUUGCAAAUGUUAUUUAAUGUUUUUCCAAUCCCCCAUAUCCUCCUAUAUCUUCUCAACACUCUCAGCUGUAUAAAAUUGAAAUGCAAAUUUUGCUCGAAAAAUAAUCAAAUGCUAAUCUUAAGUUUACAUUUAAACAAAAUUAAAUUAAUGCACUCGUGCGUUUAUAGUUUGUAUUUAUUAGAGCCCCUAAAUAAAAAGCAUUCGUUUCGAAAUGUCAAUAUAAA